AUGGUUCAUUUAAGUAUUAAAAAAACGAUAGCCAUCAUUGGUGCUGGUCCAUGUGGUUUAUCACAAUUACUUGCGUUUAAACAAGCUGAACAAGAUCAACUUGUUGAACUCGUUUGUUUCGAAAGACAAGCUGAAUGGGGUGGUUUAUGGCAAUAUACUGCUUUAACAGGUACAGAUUCUUGCGGUGAACCAAUUCAUUCAAGCAUGUAUCGACAACUUUGGUCAAAUGGCCCAAAAGAAGUUUUAGAAUAUGUUGAUUAUACAUUUGAACAACAUUUUGGUGUUUCUAUUCCAUCCUAUCCACCACGUGCUGUUUUAUAUGAUUAUAUAACAGGUCGUGCAAAAGCUGGUGAUAUUCGUAAAUUUAUUCAAUUUCGAACAGCUGUACGAAGUGUUGAUUUUGAUGAUAACACUAAAAAAUUUCAUGUUACUAUUGAAGAUCUUACAAAUCAAUUAACAAAAUAUUUAACAUUUGAUCAUGUAAUAGUUGCAUCUGGACAUUAUACAAUACCAAAUAUGCCUGAUUUUGAAGGUAUAUCAAAAUUUCCAGGACGAGUUUUACAUUCACAUGAUUAUCGUGGAGCUGAUGAAUUUGUUAAUAAGAAUCUAUUAAUUAUCGGUAGUAGUUAUUCAGCUGAAGAUAUAGCUAUGCAAUGUUAUAAAUUUGGUGCUCGUUCCAUUACAAUUAGUUAUCGUUCCUGUCCAAUGAAUUUCAGAUGGCCAGACAACGUGAAAGAAGUUCCAUUAUUACAAAAAAUUGAAGGACGUACUGCAUAUUUUAAAGAUGGAACAAAUGUUGAUAAUCUUGAUUGUAUUAUUGUAUGUACUGGUUAUCGACAUAAUCAUUCUUAUAUGGCUGAAAAUCUUCGUUUUCGUACUGUGGGCAAUCUUUAUGUACCACCUAGUCUUUAUAAAGGAAUUUUUUGGUAUGCUGAACCUCAACUUGCUUAUUUAGGUAUGCAAAAUCAAUUGUAUACUUUAAAUAUGUUCGAUAUUCAAGCUGCACUUGUACGUGAUGUUUUUCUUGGAUAUGUUACAUUACCAGAUGAUAAAAGUCAAAAACAACGUCAGAAAGAUAUUUCUGAAUGGCAAGCACGUGAACAAACACUUUCUUUAGAUGAUCAUGAAGCUUUUAGUGAUCUUCAAACGGAUUAUAUACGUGAUAUUGUUAGUUGCUGUGAUCAAAAUACAGUACCAAAAUUUGAUCUUGAACGAUCUAAUGCUGGAAUGUAUAAAUUCUUUCGAGAUAAACGAGAUAAUAUCUUAACUUAUCGUGAUCAACCAUUUCAUUCAAUUUUUUUUCCAGACAAGGAAGCACCAAUAUCUGAAACACCUUGGAUUAAAAAUACGGAUGAUUCAAUAGAAGGAUUUCUUCAAUCAAUUAAAACUGUAUAA
This is a messenger RNA of Adineta steineri, 1395 nucleotides long. NCBI's taxonomy places the organism in Eukaryota, Metazoa, Rotifera, Eurotatoria, Adinetida, Adinetidae. The record is from the annotation of a GenBank genome assembly.